AUGUUCAGCGACAAUGGACGAAAUUUCAUGGGAGCCAAAAGAAGUCUUAACGAAAUGGAACAAUUGGUUCAAUCCCAGCUGCACAAUAACAAGAUAGCAGAGGCGUUAUCGAUCGAAGGCAUCAACUGGAAGUUCAUACCGCCACAUGCGCCUCACUGGGGAGGCAAAUGGCUUCAUUUCAAGCUUCAUUCACACCGAGUAAUCGGCCACGCCGUUCUUACAUUCAAACAAAUGCAUACGUUGUUAACACAGGUGGAAGCGGUGAUCAACUCAAGGCCUCUUUGUGCCACUUCCGAUACAGACGUUGGAUAUCUUUCGCCCGCUCACAUGCUGAUCGGUCGUCCUUACACCACAGUGCCAGAUAGAGAUUUGGACCAAGUGCCGCCAAACCGAUUGGAUUACUGGCAGCAAUCUCAGGCCAUGUUGCAAGGCUUUUGGAAAAAGUGGCAUCUUGAGUACCUUACGUCGUUGCAGCAGAGGCCAAAAUG
This is a messenger RNA of Drosophila willistoni, 488 nucleotides long. RefSeq lists its product as uncharacterized. Gene Ontology annotation, molecular function: nucleic acid binding. Lineage: Eukaryota; Metazoa; Arthropoda; Insecta; Diptera; Drosophilidae. The transcript has a single exon. The record is from RefSeq and is a predicted model, not a curated record. The annotation marks the transcript as partial.